AUGCAGCGGGGCGGCCACGGACACUACGGCGGCGGCCACCAUGGCGGCGAUGGCGGCGGCGGCUACGGCGGCGGCGGCUUCGACAAGCAGCGCAGCCGCAAGCCCAUCGUGCGCAAGUGCAUCGACCCGAACUCGACCUUCAUCUCGUACAUCACGCAGCGCAAGUUUGCCCGCGACUUCCGCGACCUGCCGCCGCAGUACAGCAUGAACCCGCACUCGGCGUACAAGCGCUACAUGCUGCCGCCUGGCGCAUUUGGCCGCGACGACCUCAUGUCGUGCGUCGCGACCAAGUUUUGCCGCAGCUCGACCAACAAGCAGCGCUGCCCGGUCAACUGCCUCAUGUGGACGCCGGAAGGCCGGCGCCUCAUUACGGGCAACUCGGUCGGCGAGUUUACGCUCUGGAACGGCCUCGCGUUCAACUUUGAGACGAUCUUGCAGGCGCACGACGACGCGGUGCGCGCGAUGGUGUGGAGCCACAACGACAAUUGGUUUGUGACCGCCGACCACGGCGGCGUCAUCAAGUACUGGCAGUCGAGCAUGACCAACGUCCAGCUCGUGCAUGGUCACCGCGAAGCCGUCCGGUCGCUUUCGUUUUCGCCCACGGACUACAAGUUUGUGUCGUGCUCGGACGACGCGACGGUCAAGAUCUGGGACUUUGAGUCGGUCAAGGAAGAGCGCGUGCUCACGGGCCACGGCUGGGACGUCAAGUGCGUGGCCUACCACCCGUCGAAAGCGCUGUUGGCGAGUGGCUCCAAGGACAACCUCGUCAAGAUCUGGGACCCCAAGUCGGGUGCGUCGCUCAACACGCUCCACGGACACAAGAACACGGUCGUCAAGGUCGCGUGGAACCAGAACGGCAACUGGCUCCUCACGGCGUCGCGCGACCAGCUCAUCAAGCUCUACGACAUUCGGACGCUCAAGGAGUUUGCGACGAUGAAGGGCCACACGCGCGAGGUCACCUCUCUCGCGUGGCACCCGAUCUACGAGUCGCUCUUCCUCUCUGGCUCGUACGACGGGUCACUCCUCUACUGGCAGGUCGGCAAGGAAACGCCGAUCGCGACGGUCCCGCACGCCCACGACAACGCGGUCUGGGACAUCCAGUGGCACCCGGCCGGCCACGUCGUCUCGACGGGCUCGAACGACCACAGCACGAAAUUCUGGUCCCGCAACCGCCCCGGCGACUGCAUGGACGACAAGUACAACAACCUGCAGGCGCCGACCGACGACCGCAUCGCCAGCGCCGUGCCGGGCAUGGACGCGCUUCUGACGCCGUACGGCAGCCAGAAGCCGACGACGCUGCCGGGUCGCCGCCCGCCGCCCGACAACUACACGUGCAACCGGUACUGCCCGCACAAGGACGAGAUGACGCAGAAGGCGCCGCCGCCGGGCUACCUCUGCAAGCGCUGCAACAUUGCGGGCCACUACAUCUCGGACUGCCCGCAGGCCAAGAUUCCGCCGCCGUCGUACGUGUGCCACAAGUGCCGCCAGAAAGGCCAUUGGAAGCAAGACUGCCCGAACGACCUGCCGCACUCGAACAAGCGCGGGCCGCCCGACGGCCCCGAGCACGAAGCCAAGCGCUUUGAGCAAGACUUUAUGGCGUCCAUGGUGAGCCGCAACAGUGGCUACACGAGCCAUAGCAACAACAACAACAACAACAACGGCAGUAGCUUCAACCGCGACCGCGACUAUGGCGGUCGUCCCCGAAGCAGCAACUGGUAG
This is a messenger RNA of Saprolegnia parasitica CBS 223.65, 1719 nucleotides long. RefSeq lists its product as hypothetical. Gene Ontology annotation, cellular component: mRNA cleavage and polyadenylation specificity factor complex. Bases 1 to 1719 code for a protein of 572 amino acids. NCBI's taxonomy places the organism in Eukaryota, Oomycota, Saprolegniomycetes, Saprolegniales, Saprolegniaceae. The transcript is spliced from 2 exons. Gene Ontology annotation, molecular function: protein binding; zinc ion binding; nucleic acid binding. The record is from RefSeq and is a predicted model, not a curated record.